GCGCGCGGGGGGUUCGGCACAGCGCACACACGGCGGCCGUCUCACGAGGAGCGGGUGUCCGUCAGAGACCCGCUGAACAAUUAACUGAGCACGGAGUACAUAAGCUGACUGCCACCGCCGAAAGCUGGCAUUACUAACCGUGGAGGACUGCAGCGGGACUGCUGACAUUUCACCGGCUGCUGGGUGUCGUGGGCUCCGCUAAACUCGGCGCAGAUGUGAGGAGGCCCGUGCUCACAGUUUGGAAGGAGAGGAAAGAAACCAGGAAGCAAAAGUGGAAGCAAACAGCGAGUGUUAAAGAAGAUUGGACACCGGUCACCAUCGGCGCAGAUGGGUGAGACAGAGGAUGAGCGUACGGCUCAGGCCGGCCAGCUAUUUGAGAACUUUGUCCAGGCAACUACCUGCAAAGGGACUCUGCAGGCUUUCAGCAUCCUGUGCAGGCAGCUGGAGCUGGAUCCCCUGGACCACAGAAAUUUCUACAACUCACUGAAGGUGGCAGUGAGCUCCUGGAAAGUCAAAGCCCUGUGGACCAAACUGGACAAAAGGGCACAGCAAAAGGUCUACAACCACAAUAAAGCCUGCCAAGGCACGAGGUGUCUGAUCAUUGGCGGCGGUCCUUGUGGCCUGCGGACGGCCAUCGAGCUGACUCUGCUGGGCUGCAAGGUGGUGGUGAUCGAGAAGAGAGACACCUUCUCCAGGAACAAUGUGCUCCACCUCUGGCCCUACACCAUUCACGACCUCAGGGGACUCGGGGCCAAGAAGUUCUACGGAAAGUUCUGUGCUGGCGCAAUCGACCACAUCAGUAUCCGCCAGCUUCAGCUGAUGCUGCUAAAAGUGAGCUUGAUCCUUGGUGUGGAGAUUCACGUCAAUGUGGAGUUCAUCAACCUGGUGGAGCCAGCAGAGGAGCAGACAGAUGUCAGUCCCGGGUGGCGAGCAGAGGUCCGACCCUCCAGCCAUCCUGUCUCGGACUUUGACUUCGACGUGGUGAUUGGAGCCGACGGACGCAAAAGCACAUUAGAUGGUUUCAGUCGCAAGGAGUUUCGUGGGAAGUUGGCCAUCGCUAUAACUGCUAACUUUGUCAAUAGGAACACCACAGCAGAGGCCAAAGUAGAAGAAAUAAGUGGCGUGGCCUUCAUCUUUAACCAGAAGUUCUUUCUGGAGCUCAAAGAGGAGACGGGAAUUGACUUGGAGAACAUAGUUUACUACAAGGACAACACCCACUACUUUGUCAUGACAGCAAAAAAGCAGAGCCUGCUGGACAAAGGGGUCAUCAUUAAUGACUACAUGGAAACAGAGCGACUGCUGAGUGCCGACAACGUCAAUCAUGAGGCGUUGCUCUCAUACGCCCGUGAAGCCGCUGACUUCGGCACAAACUAUCAGCUGCCGUCCCUCGACUACGCCAUCAACCACUACGGACAGCCGGAUGUAGCCAUGUUUGACUUCACCUGCAUGUACGCCUCAGAAAACGCUGCCUUGAUCAGGGAGAAACAUGGACACCAGCUGCUGGUCGCACUGGUGGGAGAUAGUCUGCUUGAGCCGUUCUGGCCGAUGGGCACAGGUUGUGCUCGGGGUUUCCUGGCUGCUUUUGACACCGCUUGGAUGGUGAAGGGUUGGGCAAAAGGAAGGAGCCCUGUGGAGAUUCUGGCCGAGAGGGAGAGCAUUUACCGUCUUCUGCCCCAGACCACCCCAGAGAACAUCAGUAAAAACUUUGAGCAGUACACCAUUGACCCUGCGACCCGCUACCCCAACCUGAACUCCAGCUGUGUGCGCCCACAUCAGGUGCGUCACCUGUUCAUUGAUGGCAAUCAGGACUCGGCUCAGGUAGAGAGAGGGGGGCCGGCACGUCGAUCGGUCAACCUGUCCAGAAAAGAGUCUGAGGUGCAUCCUGGCCGCCUGCUGACCUGGUGUCAGAAGCAGACUCGUGGGUACAGAGGAGUCGAUGUCACCAACCUCACGUCGUCCUGGAGGAAUGGCCUGGCCCUCUGCGCUCUCAUCCAUCGACAGAAGCCUGAGCUCAUUGACUAUGACUCUCUGAGUGAGGACGAUGUGUCGGGGAACAACCAGCUCGCAUUUGACGUGGCUGAGCGAGAGUUCAGCAUCCAACCGGUGACUACAGGAAAGGAGAUGGCCGUGGAGGCUGAACCCGAUAAGCUGCUGAUGGUUCUGUACCUUUCCAAGUUUUACGAGGCCUUCAGGAACUCCCCAGGAAGCAACGUUUCCAGAGAAACGGAUGGAAAUGAUGAAGAUUAUCAAUCCAAAACCAACCACAAAGUGCUGAACCCGCCUCAGGCCAGAAAGAGGAUACCCAGGGAUGACAAGAAACUGGAAGAAGAUUCUGAAAAUAAGAGACGGCGAAAGGGCAACCACUACCUCACAGAGUUGUCCUGCCAUAGUGCCCCCCCUGCUGGUGAGGAUGGGGAGCUACGGGAGAACAAAGUCCGCUCCAUGGCAACUCAGCUGCUGGCCAAAUUUGAGGAGAACGCCUCAACAGUGAAGACGCGAACAAAGGACCUAUCCGAUCCAUCCUUUUCUCCUGCUCUGUCUCUUCCCACCUCCCCACUUCCUUCAUCAGAUGAGGAGGAUGAGGAAGAAGGGAAAGUGGAGACAGAAAAUCCUCGUUUUGCAAAGCCCAAAGAUGAUCCUCCUUCUCUUCCUCCUACUCUUCCCCCUCGCCCCAGGUGGCAGCCUUCCAUCUACCUUCAGUUACUUGAGAAUCCCACUACCUUCCCCUCUUCCCCCAAAUUCUCUCACGCUCGGAUCACCUGCAGUCGCUCUCCAUCGCCCCCACGCUCUAAGAGCCCCUUAAGUCCUCCCCGCUCACUGAGUCCUGACGUUACUGAACAUUACCACCCAGAAUGCACCUCUCUUGACCUCUCAACGAGUCGUCUCUCUCCCUCUACUCGGUCUGCUCCGGGUGCUGAUCAGUCCUGUGAGAGGUCAGGGGGGUCGGUGCGGCAGAGUAAAGACCAGAGACUGUCUGCUCGAGAAUUUUCCAGGAGGAGUAUAAAAGAGAGAGCUUUCCUCCUCUCCUCCAUGUUUCCUGGCUCCAGCAGAUCGUCUGCUCCUCUUUCUGUGUCACAGGUGGGAUCAUCUACUUCCUCUCCUUCUUCCUUAUCACCACCUCCUUCUCCUCCUCCUCUGUCUAUACCUCAGAGCGCCACCAUGUACCCUGUGGUCCACCCUGUCCCUGACCCCACAGCCCAGGCUGGUUUCUCCUCUGUCCCAGUUUGCACUGCUGGAUACAAGGACAAGACACACACUCCCCCAUCCACUCCCUCAUCUUCAGCACAGGAAAUCUGUUCACUUCAUGCUGAUUUCUCCACAGCCAACAGCGAGACAUCCACUCCCCUUUCUUUGCCUUGCUUUGGGAGCCAGACGAGCUCCUCUCCACUCUCGGACGCUGGCUGUAAACAUGAACCAAGCAGCUCGUCUGGAGCCAAAGCCUCAAAGUAUGAGGAGAUACAUGAGAGUUCAGAGAAAGAUCUGGAAACUGAGCAGGAGACUGUUCACAAAACUGCUCAGCGCUCAGAGAGAUCUCGUCCUGAGAACCUCGGAAGAAUCGCUCCAAAGUCCCUUUCUCGCUCCGUGAGUUGUCCGACUGGAGCCCCUAAUUACAGUAAAGAGCGUGUAGUGGGAAAGGUCUCAUCAGCCAUAGAUGCCAAAGCUCAGAUACUGGCCAUCCUCUAUGAGACAGACCACAGGCCCGAUGCUCCACCGUGCGUGGCGCGUAAGGACUUCCCUCCCGGGGUGGGCGGCAGCGAUAUCUGCCACUUCUGCUCCAAGCGGGUGUACGUGAUGGAGAGACUCAGCGCUGAGGGUUACUUCUUCCACCGCGAGUGUUUCCGCUGUGACGUCUGCAACUGCACCCUCCGCCUGGGAGGGCACACGUUUGACUCACAGGAAGCAAAAUUCUACUGCAAGCUGCAUUAUUCCCAACGCCUGUACAGCAAUAACCCGGGCAGGUUCAGGAGGAGGCCGGAAGACCAAAGCCGUGUUGCACCCUCAUCUCUGGACAGCAGGAGCUACACCACCACUCCGGGCACUACCCAGAUCCAACCCCCAGACGGGGCGUCCGGCUCGCUCUCUGAGCAGCCAGAUAAAAAGGUUCCUGACGACGUGGAUGUGGCGGUGGAAGCUCACGAUGCUUCCUGUUUAGUCAAACCUGAAACACGAGACGGCGCCGCAGCCAAAGAUCACUGUAACACCAAACACAAACACAGUAACAGAUGGAAACGAAAGAUCCGAGCAACCUUCCCACUACUCUUCAUCAGGCGCCAUCAGAAAAGCUCAGCGCUGGACAAAGAGGGACCAGAUGCCAUCCCUGAAGCUGACUCUGUGUAUGAAGAGAUCACGUCAACAGAAAAACAACCUCACUCGGACAGCAGUUCCAGAACGUCAGCAGAUACCGUGAAUCCUCCGGAGGAAAAUGAGAAAAGUGAGGAGCGCUCGGCUGUCUGCGGAACAUCUACGCCCAAAAAGCGCUUGACGUUAUCCUUUUCUGCCAAGGAGAAGCUUCUGAACUGGGACACGGAGGUCAAACCGGAGGAAACUCCCAUUAACGUGGCCGCCGAAAACACACAGCAACAUAAAGACCAGGUACAUGCAGAAGCAGAUAAGCCUCAGAGCGGGGAGCCAUCCCAGAGCCAGACCCCGGCUUCAUCCCCCUCAGCCUUCCAGGCCAUAGCCAACGCCUUCAGGAGGACAUUUAGUGGGACCAAUCACCUCAGCAGCUCCAACGCUGCAGUCGUGAUGAGACCUAAACGUGACGGCGCCCGCAAACAGAGGCCCGCGUCCGAAGGAGCGUUUAGCUUUAGCUCACGCUUCAGCCUCAUGGCCGCAGAGUCCUGCAGAGAGAAGGCCAGCAUGCGUGAAGCCCACUGGGCAGAUCCGUGGGGGGCGGGGCAGGACCUGCCCUCCCUGUUGCAGCAGGUGUCCUUAAAGGGCCGGAGAAACUCAGGAGAGGUGUUCGCCGAUGACAUCGGCCCGUUUCCACGCAAAAGGGUCAACUUGUUCUCUUCCUUAAGGCUGAGGAAGCGGGAAUUGUCUCGGAGUGAAGGAGAGGAGCAGGAGGUUCAUAAGGAAAUUAAGAUGAUCCUCUCCAGCCUCAAAAACAAAGCAUCCAGUCGGCAGAAUCUGGAAGAGCUCUCCUCCAGUGACGACGAGAGCGAAAACCUGGCAUCCAGUCAGAAGCUGCACUCAGAGAAACUGAGGAGGAAGCAGGAGAAGACGGUGGCCCAGCAGGCGAAACGAGAGCAGCUGAAGAGGCUUCACAGAGCUCAGGUGAUCCAGAGACAACUGGAGGAAGUCGGAGAAAAGCAGAAGGACCUAGAGGAGAGAGGAGUGGCCAUAGAAAAGAUCAUAAGAGGAGAAGAAGAAUCUUCUCAGACCGACGAUGACGGUGACGAGGCCCGGCUCUAUCAGUCCUGGUUUAAGCUCGUCCUAGAAAAGAACAGAUUGGCGCGCUAUGAGUCUGAGCUCAUGAUCUUCGCUCAGGAGCUUGAACUGGAGGACACACAGAGCCGGCUGCAGCAAGAUCUGCGACGCAGAAUGGCAGUAGAGGAUACAAAGAAGAGCGCCUCGGAGCUGCAAGAGGAGCAGGUGAUGCUGGCAGAGAUCAUGAGGACCGUGGAGAAGCGGGACAUGUUGGUGUCUAUACUGGAGGAGCAGAGGCUCAAGGAGAGGGCUGAGGACAAGGACCUGGAGAGCCUUGUGCUCUCCAAGGGCUACGAGUUCCACUGGGCCCGCAUGGAUGAUAGCUGGGGCCAAGAGAAGCUGGAGUGAGGGCUGAAAACAGAGCACCUCACUUUGGAGAGGACAGACUGGAAAGAAAGCAGGUUACCACACUGGUUUGCUUCAAGAAAUGUCUUAAAACCCUAAAAAAAGACUGAAAGGCUUCAUUUAGUGUCCGGAAGAAUGGAAAUGGACCUUUUAGAUAAAGGCUUCCUUUUUAAAUAAUGAGGGUGAAUAAUCUCUGCCAUUAAGGUUAUUUAUUCUCAACACUCAGAAGUGUGAUUUGUCCCAAGCUGAUGCUGAGCUGAACUUUGAUAAAUACGCUUUAACCACCUCUGAUAAUGUGAGCUGCUCCCUUAAAUACCUGCACUCGUCAUAAACCAAACUGAGCCGCUCUUGUUGUGACAGAUUGGUUAUUACUGUAACACUGUAUCUUCACUGGAUAGCACAUGGAACGAGUCUUUUGCACAGCGUGAAUUGUUACAAAAAGCAGAAAAAUGCUUCAAGUAUUUCACUAUGAGUCACUUUAUGUGCAGCCUUGUUUGACUGUAAACUCUCAUGCAUAUUUUAAAUUGUUUCACUUUUAGUUGGAACACUGUCAAAUAAAAUGAAUUUGUAUGUACGCUCGGGCACUAAUGAACACCAGAGAAAUGGAGUCCUCUGCCAUGGAGCUGCUGCUGCUGCACAGACUGAAACCACAGCUGAUCUAAAAGGAGCCAUUCCACUUCCUAUUUGUCCCAUUGUGCAGAAAUUGGCUGCAGUUCAGCCGAAGGAGCAGCAGACAGCACUCGCAAGAUAGUCCACGUCGAAUCAUAAAUGCAUAGACUGUAUAUAAAAAAAUGGAUGUGCCCCUUACUUCGCUUUACUCCUCGCACCACUGCGUUCGUUUUUUUUGGAGCCAAAAGUGAUCGUGUUUGGAUUAGAGCUUUGAGAAAAUAUCCUGCAGAAUAAAAGGAGCCCUUCUUUCACUGAAGAGUUCGGGUUAUCCUGCAGAAAAAUGUUAACCCUGCAAAAUGGACAUUUUUGGUCUAAAGUACUCAUUCUGGACUAUCUUGCAACCACUCUGUAUGAAACUGGAGGUCCAGGGAGUGGGAGUUCUUUCAGGUAUGUCUGGCCUUGCCCCAGUAAGUCAACCCACCGGCUGUGACCUCCUGAGUGCAGCCUGCUCAGAGAUGUGAAAGUUUAGUUUUCUCAUCUAAUCCAGAGUGCAUUACCCACUUUGUAAGUUAACUACUGCAUUUCAGCUGUGAGUGUGUCUGCUGUGAGUCAAAGUGCCAGGCUCAUCUCCCUCAUGAGAACAUGAAUAUGUGUUUACAUGAGUUUUAAUACCAACACAAAUUGCCAAACUACUCACUUGGUCUUCGGCCUUUAAAUCUUGUUUUGUUUAU
Messenger RNA from Archocentrus centrarchus (flier cichlid), 7115 nucleotides. It is a transcript of the gene mical2b, whose product is annotated as microtubule associated monooxygenase, calponin and LIM domain containing 2b. The record is from RefSeq and is a predicted model, not a curated record. Gene Ontology annotation, molecular function: protein binding; FAD binding. Bases 328 to 5778 code for a protein of 1816 amino acids. NCBI's taxonomy places the organism in Eukaryota, Metazoa, Chordata, Actinopteri, Cichliformes, Cichlidae. The transcript has 37 exons.